AUGAGCGGGUUUAUGAACAAAUUCGGUGGCAUUUUGGGCAACCUCACCCAGGAAUCGAAUAGCGGGGGGAAGAAGAAGGGCGGUGGGAAGAAGAAGAAGGCCAGAACUCAGGAUGUUAAACAAGAGGAAGGUGCUGGUGCUCAGAGCUCUAAAACUGCCAAAAAAGUAAGGAACAGGGGUUUUUUGUUGUAAAGAAAGUUCUUGCCAGCCACUACUUGUUUUGUAAAGUUCUUGCCAUUUUUUGUUCUGUAAAGAAAGUUUUUGCCAUUUUUUGUUCUGUAAAGAAAGUUCUUGCCAUUUUUUGUUUUGUAAAGAAAGUUCUUGCCAUACACCUAAUUUAACAUUUUCAGAAGAAGAAGAAAAGCAAGGACAACAAGGGUGGUGCUACAGUUACUCAAAACAUCCCUGAAGACGAUACAGGCAGUGUCAUGGGAGGAAGCAAAGAACAAGCGUAAGUUUUGUUUGGCUUUUUUAAAUGUGCUAUAGCAAAAUUUUUUAAAACGUUUUUGCCGUUUUAUGAGUUUAGUUGAAUGGUUUAAGACUUAAAAUGGACUAGGAACACGUUUUGGACACUUUAGAAGUGGAAAUUGAAUGGAAGAUUUUUAGUGCAAAAUACAUUACAAAUCUUCCACAUAACUUCCACUCCUAAAAAAUGUCAAAAACUUGUUUUUAGGCCAUUUUAAGACAUUUUAAAAAUGGGAGUUUUGUGGAAGAUUUUUAGUGUAUUUUGCACUGAAAAUCUUCCACUCAAUUUCCAUUUUUUUAAAAAUUCCAUAACUUUUUAUACUUGUUAAGAAAAUCAACAAUUUUUUUGAAAGAACAUCUAAACUAGUAAGAACUUUCUUUACAGACUCAAAAAAUGUCAAGAACUUUCUUUACAAACCCAAAUCACUCAAAAAAUUUUCAGAAAACGAAAAAAGAAGCAAAAAUCGAAAAACAAUGACCAGACUGAAAUUCAACAUCCUCCAGAUAACAAUGCAAUGACCGAAAUGCGAGCUCCAACCACCCCCACCACCCCAACCAGUACGUCGGCCGCGUCAAACGAUACUGUAAUGGACAAGUACGGGUUCACAGCAACCUUAUUGGAAAAGGAAUUGAGCGGAGUAAAGAAGGAGUACAACAAGAUGAAGGCGGAGGAGAGAGAGAAACCACUACCACCUGUGGCUGGCCAAGAACCCGAAAAUAUGAACCGAAACCGCUACAAGGUAGGGAUUUUGAAGUGAAAGAAAGUUUUUUCAAAUUACCACCGUUUUAUCCUACCAUACUCUACCCUAUCCAUCCUACCUUGCCUUACUCUACCAUAAAGUGGCCUAAAACGCAUGUUUUGAGCCGUUUAAAAAAAUGGAAGUUAAGUGAAAGAUUUGUAAUGUAUUUUCCACUAAAAAUCUUCCACCAAACAUCCAUUUUAAAAAUGUCUUAAAAUGAUCUAAAAACGACUUUUUGUCUGUUUUUAAGCGUGGAAGUUGGGUGGAAGAUUUUCAGUGCAAAUUACAUUACAAUCUUCCAACAAACUUCCACUUCCAAAAAUAACAAAAAACGUGUUUUUAAGCCAUUUUAAGACAUUUUGCAAAUGGAAGUUAAGUGGAAGAUUUCCAGUGCAAAAUACAUUACAAAUCUUCCACCCAAUUUCCACUUUCUAACUGAAGCCAUUUUAGGGUUUGUAAACAAAGUUUACGUUACUUUAUCUUUAGAAAAACACUUUUGUGUGUUGUAAACAAAGUUAUGUGUUUCAGAACAUUUUAUGCUUCGAACAGCCUCGAUUAAGACUGUCAGAUGGCGGAUAUUACCAUGCAAACGUUGUGGAUAAUCAAUUUGUGUUGGCCCAGUCCCCCAACCCCAACUGUGUCGUUCAUUUUUGGGACCUCAUCAUGACAAAUGACAUAGAAGCAGUAAGUGAUUUUUACUUAUUAACAUCAUUUUAGGUAGUCCAACUACACCCAUUUGAUGAAGGUCGCAGAUGUUCCAAAUACUAUCCUACACAAGUAAAUCAAUCAGAAGAGUACGGACCUUAUAAAGUUACACUAGCCAAGGUAAGUCCAUUAUAGGCAUUUUGAAACUUGAAAAAUAGCUUUUAAAAAGUGGAAUUUGAGUGGAAAAUUUGCAAUGUAUUUUGCACUGAAAUUCUUCCACGGAACUUCCAUUUUUAAAAUGUCUUAAAAUGACUUAAAAAUGAGUUUUUGAACAUUUUUGAGAGUGGAAGUUGAGUGGAAGAUUUGUAAUGCAUUUUGCCCUGAAAAUCUUCCACCCAACUUCCACUCCCAAAAAUGCUUAAAAACGUGUUUUUAGGCCGUUUUAAGACAUUUUAAAAAUGGAAGUUGAGUGGAAGAUUUUCAGUGCAAAAUACCUUAUAAAUCUUCCACUCAACUUCCACUUUUAAAAAACGGCAAAAAAGUCGUCCGAGUGCAAGGUGGUUGUUACGAAUUGUCUUACCCUCUUAAAAUCCACCCUUUAGAAGAGUGUGCCACGCUCUAAUAAUUCACCCCCCCUUUCAAUCUUUCGUUGCGAGACCUAUGCUGGGCAGCUAAAGCCCUCAGACUGGUCGAGUCUACAUCAAAUCUUAUUCAUACUGCCAUUUCAGAUCGAACCGUCGCCAGUCGAAGAGCCGAAUCUCCAAUUUUUCCAUUUCAAACUUCAAGGCCCUAAGGGUGAAAUGACGUUAAAGCACAUUCAUUGGAACGGUUUCCCGCAGUUUGGUAUGCCCGAAGCCAGCAACACGAUCCCAUACAUUUGGAAACACAUUAAGACCAGAAACCGGAUUUUGGUGCACUGCAGUUCGGGCGCGGGUCGCAGUGCAACCCUCGUACUGACUUGUCAAUUGUUGGCGCGAGUUCAACAGAACGAGGAGAUCAACAUGUUGAACAUGGUAAAGGAGAUGCGCUCGAAACGGCACAAUGCCAUUCGGAAUGAAAUGGUAGGGAUUUUGUUUACAGAGGCGAAAAGCUUGACUUGAGAACGCAAAAACUUUCUUUACAAAGCCGAUUUUUACAAAAAUUUUUGAAAUUUCGAAGAAGCGCAAGGACUUUCUUUACAGCCCACAAUUUUGUAAAAAAUGAAAAAAUUUCAAAAAAACCGUAAAAACUUUCUUUCCAAAGCAAAAAAAAGUUGAAAAAAGCUAAAACUUUUAAAAACCGCAAUAACUUUCUUUACAGCCCACAAUUUUGUAAAAAAUCAAAAAAUUUCAAAAAAAAACGCAAGAGCUUUCUUUCCAAAGCAAAAAAUUUUUAAAAAACUAAAAUUUUUUUUAAACCCGCAAUAACUUUCUUUUCAAGACCCAACUUCACAAAACCGAAAAAAAUAAAAUCCCGCAAAAACUUUCUUUCCAAAGCAAGAAUUUCAAAAUUUUUUUUUCAUUUUUUCAUCUUCAGCAGUAUGUGUACGCGACCCGAAUCGUGCUGUUCUACUUUAUGAAGUACAACGCGAUUGAGAUGAGCCAGAACCUGUUGAUCUACAUUGACGACUUUGACGCUUACGCCAAGAAGUACGAAAAGCAAGAGAAGACCGGAGACUUGAGCGAAGCCUCGGACGAACUGAAUAACGUUUGA
Messenger RNA from Bursaphelenchus okinawaensis, 3542 nucleotides. The record is from the annotation of a GenBank genome assembly. Lineage: Eukaryota; Metazoa; Nematoda; Chromadorea; Rhabditida; Aphelenchoididae.